Molecule: messenger RNA, 1421 nt
Organism: Phymastichus coffea
Lineage: Eukaryota; Metazoa; Arthropoda; Insecta; Hymenoptera; Eulophidae
Exons: 4
Coding region: 179-1405 (408 amino acids)
Molecular function (GO): protein binding
Source: RefSeq, a predicted model, not a curated record
CGAAGUUCUUGAUGGGUCGGGUUGGAUGGGCGCCUGAAAAGAGGUUAGAUAACUCUUUUAGUGUAGAAAAAAACAAACCAAUUUUUUUUUAUUUUCACCAUUAUUUAUUUCUCAAUACGAUCCUAUACUAAUCACAAGUGCCAUAUCCUUGCAUAUAAGCGUACAAUAAGCCGUAAAAAUGUGGAAGUUCGUAACAUAUAGUAUCCGCGAAUCCUUGGAGCGUCGAGUUUGUCGCACUAAUGUUUAUUCUCAAAGCUCUCUGGAUAGGACGGGAAAUAGUUGUGAACAAAAUCUAUCAAAUGUAAAUGAACGCAAAUAUAUAGCACCUAGUCUUUCGUCUUUUUAUCACGGUUACUGCAGCAAUGCUAAGCAUUUGGGCACCAAGGAAAAAGAGGGCCAUAACAAGUAUGAUGCAAAAUACACCUGGACUGAUGCUGUUGGUUGGUCUAGUAUACUAGCUGUUGGUUACGUUGUAUGCCAGUCUCUCUGUAUUCGUCGAAAACUAUUUGAAAUAGAUAACUCACAUUUGGAUAAAUGGCGUACCAGGUUAAUAACAAAUCCAAAAAAUCAAGCAACUCAAAUCCUUAGCCACUUAUUAUUACCUCAACCAAAAUACAUUUUAUCAGGAAACAAAAAAAAUAAUGAAACAGAAGACACAGCUAAAGUAUUGAUUGACAAUGCACCGAAUGUUGAGAAUGCUUAUGGUCCAUUGACUGCUAAAGAAACUUUAGAAGAAGCAGCAAAAGAAUUUUCGUCCAUACAUAAUUCUAUUAUAGGUAAUCUGGAAUUGAAUUUUGGAUCUAAAGCAAUAGAAGAAGAGAGAUACAAUGAUGCAUUUGAACACUUCAACAAUGGUGCUCAAUUUUCAUCUGCUGGAAGUAUGUUCAAUUUAGCCUUAUGCUAUGAAUUAGGAUUAGGUACUUCAAAAGAUUAUUCAAAGGCUGUACAAUAUUACAAUCAAGCUGCUGACAGAGGUCAUCCAGAUGCUAUGUACAAUUUAGGUGUUUUUCAUGCUCAAGGAAAAGGUGGUUUAAAAAUCAAUCUAGAUAUUGCUCAUCAAUUGUUUACUGCAGCUGCCCAAAAAGGGCAUAGCCAAGCUAUAAAAGCAUUGCAGUUAGAAAAGUCUUUUAAGAAGCGUUCCAAUUUAGAGCACAAUACAAAGUACAGUAUUCAAGCAAAAAUCAUGAACAGUAGUUUAGGUACAGAUAGACCAGUUACAAAAUUGACGAAUUAUAAUUCUUCCAUGAAAAGUACUUAUAAUCAGAAAUAUCAAUUUGAUCAAUAUUUAGACAGCUACAAUGAACAUUUGGAACCAAAAUCUUCUACAGAUACAUUCUUAGAAAUGCUUGGUAUUCAUGAACGAAAUGCCAUACCUCUUAUUUCUGUUGGAGAAAAUGGAUCUUAAUAUGAUAUUUUAACUA